CUUAGCAACCUGCUUCUAGUACAAAGCACCCCGGGGAUUAGAGUUUUAUCUCUGCGAGGUUGGGGGGAGAGCGUUUGCACACUUGUGGCGCGGCUUUGCGGUGUUUUAUUUCACACGGUUCGGGAGCAGGCUGCGCCACCAGAGCCCGCGGCACCCUCGGACUGCCGCCGCAGUCAAGCGGGCAGCGAUGGCAGCCGCUCCGCACUACAAGUCCCGGGGCUCCGCGCGGGCACGGCGGGCAUGCGCGCCGCCGGCCGGCUGGUGCAGGUUGCGCUGAACCUGGUCGGACCUGAGUGACGACCGAUGCGAAAGUCCAGCCUGUGUUCCGGAAGAGUUGCUCAACUCACGCUCUCGCCGAAGGAAUAAUGCUCGAGUUAAGGAGCCGCUUGAUAUAAUGGCUGUUGAAGAUUGACCUGGUUUAAAAUCUCCCAAAAUGACGGUGAAGGCAUUAGGGUGUGUUGGUUCGUGCAUGUUGAUCCCAUUACUCUGAUCAUCUAAAGCCUGCUUGACAUUGGCCUGAGGUGGAGUGUAUACUACUACCAAAUGAUCCCAGAGAACUCCCGCGUCCAAAGACGUACCAAUCGCUGUCCAUUGUAAUAACCAGAAUGGUGUGGAACACGCAGUCCGUACUGAAGAUGUAAGCCUACAAGUACUGGGUGAUCCAGAGGUCUUGAGUUCAAAUGAUGACAAGACAUUAAGGAUUGUGGAAUCCAAUGACGCCUCAAAGAGUCUUCAUGUGCUGGAAACUGAGUCAGUGAAGACAGAUUUUCCUCGUAUCAAGCCACUCUGAUCUUGUGAAGUGGACAUCUUUCCGGAGGCACUGUUUCAAACACACACAAAAUGCUGGAGGAACUCGGCAGGUCGGGCAGCAUCUUUGGAAAUGAAUAAUCAGUCGACGUAUCGAGCCCUGACGCUUCUUCAAAUCUGGAAGGGAAGAGGGAAGGCGCCAGAGAAUAAAAAGUCAAACCCUGGUCAAGUGAAGCUAAGCAAACCAGUAGCUUUAUGGACUCAGCAGGAAGUCUGUAAAUGGCUGAAGAAACACUGUCCCAAUCAGUAUCAGACCUACAGUGAGUCCUUCAAACAACAUGAUAUAACAGGUCGAGCACUCCUCCGAUUGACCGACAAGAAGCUGGAGAGAAUGGGCAUCGUGCAGGAAGCACAGCGACAGCAUGUGCUGCAGCAAGUCCUGCACCUGAGAGUCCGAGAGGAAGUUCGGAACCUGCAGCUGCUAACUCAAGCAGGUAUUGUGCAACAAACUUCAAGAACAAGAAGGCCAUCGGUUAGCAUUCAGAAGAGGGAAGCUCUGAGCGAUGAGCCUGGGGAGCUUGAAGAUAGAGGAGCAACUCGCAGAGCCUCUCUGGGAAGUUCGCCGUAACUUCAAGAUUUUGAAGCUCUUGUUUCUCAAUCAUGACACAAAGACAGAAAACCUCUGGCUCUCUAUUCUCUGCUGUACUGCAGAGUGGUAUCUGUGAACUACUGGAAAAUCACUGUACUGAGCAAUUUCACUUGAAACUUUUACAAACUGAAGGAAUUUAUGAUCCGGAUGUACAUCACCAUGUAUAUUAUUCAACUCUUCCAAACUCAAAGACUGUCUAAGAACUUCAAUUAUUUAAUGGUCACUAUUUUUAAGUAGUUAGAUACUUAACUAAAAAGCUUUGAUUAUCCCGGUCUUGUUGUGUAAUAAAGGUUCAGUUUGCGUGAGGUUCAAAUAAUGCUUUGCACCCGUAAGUUCUUCCUUUUGAUGUCAGAAGUUGAUACUUGUUUUAUCAAAGUUAUGGUCAAAGUAAAAAUUAUUAUUUAUUAUGGUAGUAUGUUGUAAUAUACUACCUUGAGAUUCAUUUUCUUGCAGGCAUUUACAGGAAAAUAAAAAUAGUGUAGAAUUUAUGAAAAGCGAUACAUAAACGAAGACUGACCAAUGUGCAAAAGAAGACAAAAUGUGCAAGUAGUAAAUCAUACUGAGAACGUGAGUUGUAAGAAUCCUUGAAAGUGAGUCUGUAGGUCGUAGAACCAAUUCAGAGUUGAGGUGAGUGAACUUACCCACGCCGGUCCAGGAGCCUGAUGGUUGAAGGGUGACAACUCUUCCUGAACCAGAUAGUGUGGGACCUACGGUUUCUGUAUCUGCUGCCUGACGAUGGUAGUGAGAAGAGAGCAUGGCCUGGAUGGUGGGGGUCCUCGAUGAAGGAUGUUAUUUUUCUGUGGCAGUGCUCCAUGUCAAUUUUAGAAAUAAUAUAAUAAUUUUAGGAAUAGUAUAAUUAAAUAAUGAUUGCUUGCAAAGAGAUACCAACCAGUAGGAGUAAGGGGUAAGUACAGUUGUUAUCCCCUUUGCAUUUAAUAGUCAAGAGUGUUAAAUUGAAAAUAAUGUCUGAGUUCAAUGAUCAAAGUUCAAGUUCAAAGUAAAUUUUUUUAUCACCAUAUGCUGCCCUACCCUGAGAUUCAUUUUCUUACAGGCAUUCACAGUACAACGAAGAAAUACAAUAGAAUCAUCCACCACAAUCAGGGUUUCUGACCAAAUCCAGCUUAAAUUGUAGGAUGUAAAAUCUUUCCUAAACGUGCAUUCACGUUCAUUCUGUUAAAACAAAUUAGUCAUUUAUCGCCGGUGUUUCCCCUCGUCAUUAUGCACUUAAGAGAAGUCCUCCAUCUCAAUUAGACAUAACAUCUGGGAGUAUAAGCAGAAUUGGAUUGAAACUGACAUUUAUUUAAAGGAAAAUUGCACAGUAAGAACAGCAAGUUUUAAUUUAUUUAACGGUACGACAUUUUGUCAAUUCUACAUAAUGAGAGAAGUGUUGGUCUGCUAUAAUGUGCCAUCCGCAUUACAGCAGGCAGAUCAUAAAUAAUUGGGGCACCACGGUUGCGUAGUGGAUAGUGAAACGCUGUUACAGCUCAGGGUGUUCCUGAGUCUGGAGUUCAAUUCUGACUCCAGACUGUAAGGAGUCCCUGUACAUUCUCUCUGUGGAAUGCGUGGGGUUUUCUCUCACAGUCCAAACACAUACUGGAUAGGUUAAUUGGUCAUUGUAAAUUGUCCCGUGAUUAGGUUAGGGUUGUCAGGGGUUGCUGGGGCGACAUGGCUUGAAGUGUCAGCAGGGCCUACUCUGUGCAGUGUUGCUCAAUAAAUAAAUAGCAGGUUUUCGUAGGAUGUUUGCUGACGAUUGUUAAAAGUGUAGUCUUAGUACCAUAAACUGAACUGUAUAAUGUGUUCCUUUUUUAAACAAGCUGUAAAUCACCCAAUUAAUGAUGUGAUGUUGUAAUCCAAUAUACGCUCAGUGGCCACUUUAUUAGGUACAGGAGUGGAACCCAGUGUGGUCUCUGCUGCUGUAGCCCAUCCACUUCAAAGAUUGACAUGUUGUGCAUUCAGAGAUGCUCCACUGUUGUAACGUGUGGUUAUUUGAGUUACCGUCACCUUGAACCACUCUGGCCAUUCUCUUCUGACCUCUCUCAUUAACAAUGCUUUGUUGCCCACAGAACUGCUCCUCACUGGAUGCUUUUUGUUGUUCGCGCCAUUCUCUGUAAGCAGUAGGGACUGUUGUGAAUGGAAAUCCCAGGAGGUCAGAAAGUUUCUGAAAUACUCAAGCCACCCAUCUAGCACCAAAAAUCAUUCCACAGUCAAAGUCACUUAAGAUCACAUUUCUUCCCCAUUCCGAUGUUUGGUGUGAACCACAAUUGACUUUCUUGACCCUGUCUGCAUGUUUUUAUGCUCUGAGUUGCUGCCAGAUGAUUGGCUGAUUAGAUAUUUCCAUUAACGAGCAGGUGUAUAGAUGUACCUAAUACAGUGGCCACUGAGUGGAAAAAUAUGAUUUUAUAAUUUACUUCAUAGUCUAAAGGAAACAUCUAGCAUUUUGGAUUUAUUUAUUUUCUGAGUUUAAAUGGUUUAGCACGGACGAGAUGGGCCAAAGGCCCUGUUUCUUUGUUGUACUUUUCUAUGACUCUGUGAAUUGAAGUAUGCAUUAUUCCUAUGAAAUCAGCUUGCAAAUAGCCACCUGUUUGAUUCAGGUAUUUUUAGUGGAUAUUACGCAAUGUUUUCCUUUUGUUUUUAAUUUAAUAUAAUCUGCAUGUGGUAACUUGCAUACAAAAAAUAUGGAUGAACACUGAACUGGCUAGGAAAUUGACCAAAUCACAGGAGAAAGAGAAGAGGUGAGAAUGAAGUAGGCUGAAAAAUUGACAAAAUGUCACUCACGGGGUCCCAUGAGUUUCAGUGUAUAGGCUAUAAUUAAUAACUGCACUUAACUGAAUUGGACGAAAGAUCAAAAGACUCAUAUCCAAAUCUACCAUGCUCUUGAAUGUGGCGUCACAGGUAGAUAGAGUUGUCGAGUAAGUUUUUGGCACGUUGGCCUUCAUAAAUUAAAGUACUGAGUACAGGAAUUAGGAUGUUGUGUUGAGGUUCUAUAAGACGUCAGUGGGGCCUAAUUUGGAGUAUUGUGUGCGGUUCUGGUCACCUGCUUACAGGAAGGAUAUCAAUAAGAUUGAGAGAGUGCAGAGAAAAUUUACAAGGAUGUUUCUGGCAUUUGAGGACCUGAGUUAUAGGGAAAGGUUGAAUAGGAAAUAAUUCGGAAGGUGUGUCGCUUGGGUGGUUGAUGGUUGGGUUGAGUUGUCCUCCGAUCUUGGCAGCUUACUUGCAAAAGCUUCGUCACCAUGCGAGGAGACAGCAUCAGUGCACUGUUAAUUGUGACAUGUCCUGCUUGGCCUUUAUAUACCUAUCUAUCAGCAUAUUGGUCGCCAUUGACACAAUCAACAGUGCACUGACGGUGUCUCCUCAUAUGGUGUCAAAAUAUUUGCAAGUAAAUUGCUAAGAACGGAGGAUAAUUCAGCCUAAUGGUUGAAUAGGUUAGGACUUUAUCCCCUAGAGCAUAGAAGAUUGAGGGGAGAUUUGGUGGAGGUAUACAAAAUUAUGAGGGGUAUAGAUAGGGUAAAUGCAAGCAGGCUUUUUCUGCUGAGGUUGGGUGAGACUAGAACUAGAGAUUGAGGGUUCUUCUUCACUCAGAGGGUGGUGAGAACAGUCAGCACAAGUGGUGGAUAUAGGUCGAUUUCAACAUUUAAGGGAAUUUGGAUUGGUGCAAGGAUGGGGGGAUAUGGUCCAGGUGCUAUGCAGAUUAAAGGUUCAGCAAGAAUUUUAUGGCUCAAAGGGCCUGUUUCUGUGCUCUAGUAUUCCAUGACUCUAAUGACACAAAGAUGAGUAAGAUCGUACCUAGUGUUAAUGGGGCACUGACUUGCAAAGAUUAUUCACAAACUGAACAAACUGUGGCAUCUGGAUAAUAUAAUUGAAGUGUCAUGGAUAAUUUCAAAUGGAAUAUUGGCCCUUAUGUCCAAAAUCAAAGAUUAUAAAGGGAUAAUUUCGUCAUAAUUAUGCAAAGCAUUGGUUAUACUCCACCAGGAGUACUGAGCAACACAUCUUAAGAAGCAUUUAUUGUUCAUGGAGAAAAUAUUAAAUAAAGAGUUUGGUCUUUCCUGAGUGAAACUGGGAAGAACUUUUACAUGGUACACAUUUGGAACUCUUCCUCACAUGUCGAUUUGCUGGUAAGUCAAUCGUUAAUUUUAAAUCUGAGGCUGAUGAAUUUUUGUUGCCCAGGUCUUCACACGAGGGAAGUGAAUCGAUUUUGUUCCUACAGUCCUAUUUGUUGUCUAUACAAAAUAUGCAAUGCAGAGUGAUUAUAUCCUGUUAUACUGACCAGAGCACACAGCCUCAGAAUCGAGGGAUGUCCAUUUAGAAUGGAGAUGAGGAGGCAUUUCUUCAGCCAGGGAGUGAUGAAUCUGUGGAAUUGGUCGCCACAGGCAGCCGUAGAAACCAGGUAUUUACGUAUGUUUAAGACAGAGGUUGAUAGAUUAUUGAUUAGUCAGGGCAUUAAAGGAUACGGAGAGAAGGCAGGUGAUUGUGGCUGAGAGGAAAAAUGGAUCAGCCAUGAUGAAAUGGUGAAGCAGACUUGAUGGGCCAAAUUGCCCAAUUCUGCUCCUACAUUUUAUAUGGUCUUAUAUUCAGAGAGUGCAUCCAAAUGGACAAAUAGCACUACUAAAUUCCAUCUCCUCUGACUUGACUUUGAAAUGAAAACUCCUAGCUCAUACUUGGAAAGAGAAAAAUUAAGAGGAAGAAGGAAUUAUCGAACUAAAUUACCAGUGAAAGCAUUGAAAUAGCUUCCUGCUCCUUUUUUUCAUGCAGUAUAACUGCUUUGAAAUUCAUCAGAUAUAGAGGCAUUUUAUUUUUGGGAUGGUUACACAUUGUACAACAAUAACAUCUAUAAUCAAACUUUAAAGUAAAUUAUAAUCAAAAUACGUACACUCAGUGGCCACUUUAUUAGGUUCCUCAUCUACCACAGAGCGUGCAUUCGUGGUCUUCUGCUGCUGUCGCCCAUCCACUUCAAGGUCCAACAUGUUGUGAAUUCAGAGAUGCUCUUCUGCACACCAACGUUGUAAUACGCGGUUAUCUGAGUUGUGCCACCUUCCUGCCAGGCCAUUCUCCUCUGACCUCUCUCAUUAACAAGGUGUUUUUGCCCAUAGAACUGCCAAGUACUGGAUUUUUUUUUGUUUUUUUGCACCAUUCUCUAUAAACUCCAGAGAAUGUUAAGUAUGAACAUCCCAGGAGAUCGGCAGUUUCUGAGAUACUCAAACCACCCAAUCUGGCACCAAUGGUCACAUUUCUUCCCCAUUCUGAUGUUUGGUCUGUACGCAACUGAACAUCUUGACCAUGUCUGCAUGCUUUUAUGCAUUGAGUUGCUGCCACAGGAUUGGCUGAUUGAUAUUUGCAUUAAUGAUCCGCCGUACCUAAUAAAGUGCCCCCCGAGUGUAUUUGUGCCAUGAAACAUCCCUUCUUUUAGCCGUCUGAUCAGAGAUGAGAUUGCCAGACUUUGCAGGCUUGAGUCAUGAAGAUGAGCAGUUAGUUCUGAUCGUUGUCAAUAAUAUGUACUGAUGGUGUGUUAUCUGUUACCAUAGAUUAACAUGAGUCAUAACUUUUAACAAUGGGUUCUCUUUAACUCAAGGGAUGAAUUAGAUUCAACAAAGUGAAUUUGAAGGUUCAAUAAAGCUUAGGUUGUUUUACACAACAAUGGCCAAGGUACUGAAUAUCAUCUCUUCAUUAAAUGUUUGCCAGAAGUUUGAAUUUUCAUUACCCUCCCCAUUGCAAAUGAAAGUAAAAGAAGAAAUUCCUCAAAAUUAAUUGAUAUUUUUUUGAGAUGGAAUACCCGAUAAAAAUUUCAUAAUACCAUGUUUAUGAAAUCGUAUCUGAAAUCUGCUAACCUUGAUUGAAAAGAUGAAAAUUGGUGAUUAAAUUCAGAACCAAUUUUGAAGGGUUCUUAGCAGUGUGCAAAAACAAAGGGAUGUUGGGGUCCACGUCCUCAAAGUUGCUGCACGCGUUGAAAGGGUUACUAAGAGGGCGUAUGGUGUGUUGGCCACAUUGGUAGGACUUUUGAGUUCAAAUGCCAGGAGGUAAUGUUGCAGCUCUAUAAAACGUUGGUUCAACCACACUUGGAAUACUGCGUUCAGUUCUGGUCACCUCAUUAUAGGAAGGAUAUGGAAGCUUCAGAGAAGGUACCGAGGAGAUUUGCCUGGAUUGCAGAAAAUGUCUUAUGAGAAUACGUCAAGCAAGCUCGGGCUAUUCUCUUUGAAGUGAAGGAGGGUAAGAGGUGACUUGAUGGAAGUGUACAAGAUGAUAAGAGGCAUAGACUGAGUGGACAGGCAGAGACAUUUUCCCAGGAUGGAAUGGUAAGUGCAAGGGUGCAUAAUGUUAAUGUGAUUAGAACAAAGAAUAGUGGGUGGCGGGGAUGUCAGAGGUUUUUCUACACAAAGAGUGGUGGGUGUGUGGAACACGUUGCCUUGGGUGACGGUAGAGGGGCAUUUCAGAGACUGUUAGGUACAUGGAUCAUCGAAAAGUGGAUUGUUAUGUGGAAGGGAAGGGGUAGAUUGAUUUUAGAGUAGGUUAAAAGGUCAGCACAAAUUGUGGGCCAAAGCCCUGAACUGUGCUGUAAUGGUCUCUGUCUGAUUUCUUUCAACUCUAUCAUCUGGUCCUUAGUCAUCGCCUCUGCUUCUACCACUUCCUGUUAUCUCCAUCUCUGCUGGGUUUUUUUCUUUUAAUUUUCUCCUUAACCACUUUAUUUUAAGUAAAUCCAAGUGACCUCAGUGUUUGGCUAACUCUAUAGUACUGGUGCUGUUUAACAUAUUUGGGACUUGAACUGUUUAUCAGACCACUUCUCUGAACACUCAAUAGGCUCUAAAAUAUUUUUAUGCAUUUGCACUUGUCGAAAAAGAUUCUACAGUAAUUGUGGUUUCUGUUUGUAGAAUCAUUUUUAAAAUUUUUUUAAUUUCAAAAGUUUCAGUACUCUGAAUGAAUGAAAGUAUUUUUUUCUAUCUUGGUUUUCUAAGUUUUCUACUAGUUGUUUUCACUACUCUCUAACAGAAUUGUUAAAUAGCCAUGAGAGAGAAGAACAAAUGCAUAGAAAUAGUUACCAAGCAGUAAUCUCAUAGAGAAACACUUUGCUUGAGUAUACUUUGUAAUAGUCAUCGACGUGAACGUGGUUACCACUCAAAAAUUAGUAGCAGUAAUUCCUGGUCCAUUAGUAGUUUAAGAUUUUCAUUACAAUGCAUGUUAGGACAGAUAUUGUCAACAGCGUUGAAAGAUUAAAUCACAUUGAAUGAAGAUACGCAUUUUGUUUCCAGAAAGACAAACUGUUUGUGUUUUGUGCACUAUUACACCAUUAUGCUACAGACUGUUUUUAAAGAAAAAUAAAGUUUUGCUAAUGCCAAUUGUUAAUAUUAUGAAGCACUGUCUUUUCCUAUUAAACUGGAAAACUGUUCAAUCCAAUUAAGAAUUGUAUUGCUCCGGUAAAUAUCAUAUUUCUACAAAGGGGUUUAAAAUAAUGUGCUGCAAUUUAUCCCAUCCAAUCACUUGAAGUACACUCAGUGGCCACAUUAUUAGGUACAGGAGUCAAACCCUGUGUGAUCUGCUGCUGUAGCCCAUCCAGUUCAAGGAUUGACAUGUUGAGCAUUCAGAGAUGCUGUUCUGCACACCACUGUCAUAACACAUGGUUAAUUGAGUUACUGUCACCUUCCUGUCAGCUUGAACCAGACUGGCCAUUCUCCUCUGACCUCUCUCAUUAGCACCAUUCUCUGUAAACUGUAGAGAGUGUUGUGUGUGAAAAUCAGCAAGUUUCUGAGAUACUGAAAUGACCCUGUCUGGCACCAACAAUCAUUCCACGAUCAAAGUCACUUAGGUCACAUUCCUUUCCCAUCCUGAUGAUUGGUCUGAACAGCAAAUGAAUCUCUUGACCACGUCUGCAUGCUUUUAUGCAUUGAGUUGCUGCUACAUGAUUGGCUGACCAGAUAUUUGCAUUAAUGAGCAGGUGUAGCUAAUAAAGUGGCGACUGAGUGUGUAUGCAAACUAAAAAGUGAAAUAGAGAACAGUGGAGCUCCAGAAGUUAAUAUCUGAAAGUAGACUGAAGGGAGGGAAGAAAGAUGUACUGUAUUUAUGCAUGUAUAAAAACGUGAUGUUCAUAAUAAAGAUGUAAUGGUUGUAGUAUUUAUAAUAAGCAUCAGUAGUUCUUUUCAUGUUGAGUGGCUGGAAUUUAAUAUUGUGGAUGUUCCAAAAUACAAAAUAUUUUAAUAUUUGUUUUUAGAUAUCUUAAUAGUAAUUUCAAGUAAAAUAGAGUAAUUCAGACAGUGAGUUUGUUGUUUCCUUGUGAUAGAGAAAACUUUGUACAAUAGACCUCAAAUAGUCAGGAUGCACAAUCGCUCCUAACUCUGCCGGUCAUCAUCCUGACUGCACAGCCAAACACCUGAGUAAUCACAUUGUAAAGGUCACCGGUGACACGCAGUGGUGGGGCUCAUCACCAACAAAGACGAAACGGCCUACAGAGAGGAAGUGGGAGAGUUUGAGGCCUGAUGCCAGGCAAUUAACCUCUUUAAUGUCAACAAGAUGCUUAUCAACCAGGAGAACUCGCACCGCUCACACCAGCCCUGUCCCCCCGCCCCACUUACAUCA
Molecule: messenger RNA, 9955 nt
Organism: Mobula hypostoma (lesser devil ray)
Lineage: Eukaryota; Metazoa; Chordata; Chondrichthyes; Myliobatiformes; Myliobatidae
Gene: samd12
Product: sterile alpha motif domain containing 12
Exons: 9
Coding region: 881-1375 (164 amino acids)
Biological process (GO): cell surface receptor protein tyrosine kinase signaling pathway
Cellular component (GO): cytoplasmic side of plasma membrane
Molecular function (GO): protein binding
Source: RefSeq, a predicted model, not a curated record